AUGGCCGCUUCAGGAGGUAAUAUUGAAUGGUCAACGACUGUAAAACCAAUUUUGACUGCUCUUUACGGCCCAUUUUUCGAUAAAAAUGAUGUCGUAGAGAAUAUACAAGCCAUAAUUAAAAGUGAAAGUGAAUUCCAGAACCAUGAAGAUGUAUAUGAUUUAUUUUACACAUGUUUUGCCUGUCUAUCGGCACACUUCAUCAGCAACAAUGCUAACAAUUUACCAAGUGAUCAGCUGAGCACAGCUCGUGAAGCUUUCCGGAUUAUACUCAAUCAGAUUCUGAAGAAAUUGUCUGAAGCUGGUUUAAACUGUGAUGACAAUUCCACUACAUCAGCUCCAAAUGUUUCUGUCAAGCAGCUUCUGCUUCCAAUUGUGGGACUAUGUGGCAUUGAUGGAGGGGGCUAUCCACAGUCAGACUUAGUAAUUUUGACAUCUUUAUUAAAAAAUGCUAAGUUGCCUGCACAUGUUAAUGUACCAGAAACACAAACGACUAAGUCUUCAGUGCUACCAAGCCCUAUUACAUCACUGGCGUCACAAACAACCAGCACUGAAAAGCAGCCACCGUCGAGCGCCCAGCGUCGCUCCGAUGCUCUGUUAGAACAACUCACAAUACCUCUAAGAAACCCCGUCACUUCUGUGACUUCAGCACAGACGCCACCUCCACCAGUACAAUCGCCCGGAAGCAAGGAUAGCAUUGAAACUUCCAAGGAUGGUAAUACUCAACAGCCUGCCAUUGAUGUAAAGAAAUGGAUGGCAUCGACAUGUUCGUCACUGCUCAUGACUCUCCGAGCUGGAUCAGUCGUACUGAAGGUGUGCUCCUCACUGCCUUGUCUACAACGCUACCUGAAUCGCUGGCAAGCUGCCAAGGAUUCGGCUAUUGCACCACAAUUUAACUCAGAUGCGUCACUUCUGCAUUUCCUAGUCAAUGAAGUACACGUUUGUCGCCUCGCAUUAUCGCUACCGUGCCUGGAACCUUUCACAUCAGAGCGCAUCGCCACGCUUAGUGAUGUCAGCACGGCCUGGCUGCUAUGCGCCACUGCACAGGCAUCCCUACAUCCAAAGGACGAAGAGAGUGAACAGCAAACUGCGACAUUGGUAGAGAGCGCACUUAGUCUGUACAAUACAGUGGGCGAAACAUUCAAACAGUCCACUCGAGCUGGUGGAUAUGUGUACCAAAACCAUCUGAUGAUUGGCGGAUGGGUGCUCCUAUGCGGGCUGCACCAUGCCCUGGCCGGCGCUCCGUGUCCCACGACUGCACCAGGCAAGAGCCCUGCUAAAACACCAUCCAGGCCAUAUAACUUGACUAAAAUGCAACAGGGUCUGGGCGUAGUAUGGGUGGCUCUGGGCGGGCGUUGCUUGGCGUGGACGGGUGCUCUGCUGGCGGACGCUCGGCUCGAGGCGCUCAGCUGCGGCCCGCCGUCCUCCGGCUCCGCCACCAGCACAGCCAGUACCACCGGCGCCGGCGGACAGCCCGCUCCCCUCCUCGUACUAGCGCAACACUCGGCCCAUCAACGUGAACUGCGGCUCGCUUCCGCUGCGCCACUACAUCAGCUUUUGGUGGCAUUAGGUGUCGUCUGCUACCGCAAGGCUACAAAUUUGAAGCGCGCUGUAGUACAGAAACAACAUCAAGAUGCAGACCCUGAUCGAUCUGAUUCAACCGUCUACUUCCAAGAUAUGAUCAUGUGUUCUGAAGACUCUGAGACUGAUGAUGACAGUGAACCCUUGUUCGGUCUUUGGUUCGAAUCGACACUGGUUGCACCCGAGGUGACUGAAGGUAGCACGGCAGCGCGUGGGGGCAGCGAAGCAACCGAUGCCUGUGAUACGCCUGCUCGCUCGCAACAAGCUAUCGUGCCCGACAAGGCAGAACCCUACUCGUACAUCACACUGGCAACUGAGGUGUUCAUACUCCUAACUGACGAGAUCAUUAGUGAAGGAUCUGAGAGGUUGGGACAGUCGGCGUUGCAACUCCACGAGGCACAUCAAGCACUUCUCGCUGCGUUGGCGAAAGAUCUCGACCGAGAGACCGCACGCACUGACACAGGCACUAUCUCUGCGUGCUUCGGCAUACGUCUUGGCGCGCUGUACGGGUCAUUCAGCGCGGCUCUGGUGCGGUACCUGCACAAUUUGACGGGCGCGCCCGCAUUUGCUUCGCUGCAGCCAGCGCUUCACCAUCAGCUACUGGCCAGCGGCGGCGGUGUCAGCGCUGACCGAACCAGCAUCACACCUCUACAGGUGGGACCCCGCGUAGUGAAACUUCUCGGUGGCAUGGUGUUAAGUAAGUCAUCUGCCGAACGAGAGAACAGUAUACUUGCGAUGUGGCACAAGAUCGUCAACACACUACAAGAAUGUGCACUGCAAGCGCAGCCUUCCCAAGAUCAUGACUAUGAAGAUUUGAAUGUAGAACAUGCUCAGUUGCUAGUAUAUCUUUUCCAUUCUUUGACACUUAUGCAGAAGAAGUCAGUUCUACUGAUGACAUCUAAUGCUAUCAUUAAGGUGGUGGAAACCCUAGCAAUAAGCGAUAGGAAACGAGCAACGGCUCUCGCGCCUCAUCAGCUCAUGCUGACUACUAGAUUGAUGCUUCUUUUGGAAUACCUCAUGAGGCAUCUCUAUGAUGCUCCCCAAACGUUAUUACAACAGAUCGAAUGGAACCUUGUCAUAGCGCCAGGACUCGCUCAGCCGACGCCAGAGACCGCCACGAACGGCGCUAAAACGACUACUGAGAAUGGUCUUUUAAAAGCACGUAUAUACUGCGAUGUACCGUACAUUGAACAAGCUUACAGACGACUCUCGCAGGAUGAAACUUCAAUGAGACCUAAGUUUUACGCACUGACCAAUGCCGAAAUCAAUAAUCAGGAGAAUCCGAAAUUCGAUGGUCUAGCAUGCAAUUUCGUGCUGGGUACUCCUCACAAGCUCAAGUACCCGUUACUGCUGGAUGCGUUGUUGGCUCUCCUCAACUCGGCGUGCGUGUGCGACAACCAGCAGUACAACGCAUCGCCUGCAGCACUCGCUGCUGCUCACUACUGCUUCCAAACUGCUUGGAGACUUGUGAUAAGCAUGCCACCAGCUACUCCGCAUAUGGACAAGCUUCAGGCGGGCACAUCCGCAGAGCUGACUUCACUGCUGCCACUGUACGCAGUAGUGUGGGCGCCCCGCGCCGAUAAUAAGAAGGUCUUUAACCCCUGGCUUAAGGACGCCCUUGUUAAACAGGGCAUGUAUACCCAUUAUGCUGAGAAUUUAUUGUCUGGCGUGAGCACAUCAUGCGACAACAUCAAAUACACAGCGUGGCUUGCAUCGGAAACUAUAAAACACUUGAAAGAAAACAUCAUGCCGAAUGGCUUGCCGUCACUGUUGGACGUUAUUUCAUGUGACUCUGCAUUGGUGAGACUUAAAACAUGCCUCACGGAUCCCGCGUCGGUGACUGAGGCGUAUCACUUCAUACCUGACCUACUCGAUUUGCUGGAGACCAUACUCGAAUGUUGCCGAGUGAGCGCCGAUAUAGAUUUGGAGGGCGUGAUGGAGCCCAGCGCCGUCACCGCAGCGGAGGCCGCCGUGCGCAUCGCCCGCCUCCAGGUUAUGGGCGCAGCGGCGUCGGCCGGCAGCUCACUGCCCACCCUGGGCACGUGGCUACGAGCUCAACUCACAGCCGCAGCUUCUGCAGCACUUGAUCGUCUCGCAUCGCCGCCACCACUCGCAUGCAUCAAUCUGGCGUUCUAUGCAACCCAUAUCAUACCAUCAGAGAGUGCUGUACUGAACUUGGUGUCUUCACAUUGUGAGCUUAUAAGUGCGAACACGAAAUACUCAAUUGGUCCCUCGUUAAUGAUGCUCGCAUACUCCGCUGGGAAACUACUAGACAUUGCCGCAUCUAAAUUGGCCGAAAAUCCUGAUCUUACAAAGAGGAGCCUUGACUUGGUUGUGCCAGGACUGACGGAUGUUAGGUUGGAGUUCAUGGCGGAACCGUUCGCGUCAACACUUAACAUACUGGUCCCAGCGCCACAGAAAUCUGAGCAAUUAAUUCAUGAGCAUAUCCUUAAGACGACAUACACAGUGCUUGUUCAUCAUUUGCAGCCUUCUACAGAGAAAACACUGAAGCAAAUGGUAAAAUACUGGGAGAAAAUCCUAGAUAGACAAGCAGGCAGAAUGGCCUACGAGUCUGUGUUCACAGACAAUUCUGAAUAUUCUCUCGGUCAGAUUCUGUUAUCGGCGCCAAAUGCACGAAGCCCAUACACAGAAAGAGUUAUCAAAUUAUUCAUAAAAAUCUUGAAUGGAUGCGAGAAUUCCGAACUGGGCAGUGCACUUUGCAUUUCUGUUUGCAAUUUCGUUGGUGUUGCAGACCAGCAAAAGCUUUCCAGUUUGUUAGCACACAUCUGCUUGGUAUCUCCGAGUACAACAAUCGGUAUAUCCUGCACCGUGAAUGGCACGCCGACCGAAACAGAGCUGCCUACGCCAACGUCGUCCGCGCCGGAGGCCGGCAACCCGGUGUCGCUCGCACUACGGAACGCGCUCCGCACUGUGUUCCGCACGGAGAGCGACGGCACGCAACGGAACGACGCCGCUUCUGCAGCCGCCGCCCAGCGGAUUGAUUCUGAACUGCCCGUUUUCGAUACACCAUCGCCAGCGCCCAGAGCGCAGUCUGAUUCGACCCAACAACCAGGAAAUUCAGAAAAUUGUAGCUGGUCUGACGGAAGCAAAGAUAGUGCGGCUGCAACUGCUGGUUCUACAGAACCGGCGCCAGUGCCCAGCUCCGAUGCAGCCAACGACAAUGCCACUCUUCUCUCUGCUAUCUGCAAACAUGUAGUACAACAUUGUACGAUUGAAGUGAGCGAGCGUAUGCUGGCGUCUCUGAUCGGCGUGUGCGGUGACAUGGCGUGUUCCCCGCUGCUGCUGCGCGAGAUGUGUCGGCUGGCGGACGCGCACCAGGGCGUGCACCACAAACAGCUGUUCCCGGCCGCAAUUAACUGGCUCUCUACCUGCGUGGAUAAUUUGAGUAGUCCCGAAGUCCUUGAGAAGUUGGAAGAAGGGCAAGUGGAUGGCAACGUGGCGCCGCAGAUCGAAUCUGCUUGCGUUCUGCUGUCGUACCUCGCCGACGCACUUCAUGCUAUCAAUACGGCACAACCACACACGUGGCGAUCUGUCAGUCCUACGUGGGAGUCCCCGUCAGAUCUCGGCUUCGACUUUGAUUACACAGAUGAACAACAGGAUGAUGACGAUACGAGUGCUGAUGAUUCUGACGAGGACGCGAUGCUGCAAUACAAGCUGUGUACAUUCACGAUGACGCAGCGCGAGUUCAUGAACCAGCACUGGUACCACUGCCACACCUGCAAGAUGGUGGACGGUGUCGGCGUGUGCACGGUGUGCGCGCGCGUCUGCCACCGCGGACACGACGUCUCAUACGCCAAGUUUGGCAACUUCUUCUGCGACUGCGGCGCUAAACCUGAUUCCAGUUGCCAAGCACUGGUGAAGAGGUCUGUGACACUGGGCGGGGCGCGGGGCACUGGCUCAGGGUCAGGGACGGGGGGCUCAGACGAAGCGCCCCCCGCGCCCGCACUCCGCCGCCGCCCUUCGAGCCCCGCACCGCCGGCAUUGCUCGCGCCGCCCAGGCGUCCCGUGCUCGCUGCCAAUAUACAAGGGUGCCGCGCGUUCCUGUCGUCGUUCGCGGGGUGGGGCGCGUGCACGGAGCGCGUGCGGCGGCUGCUGGACGCGCUGUGCGGGCCGGUGCGGGCCGCCUGCCAGCGACACGCGCCAGCCGGAGCCCACGCACGCGCUCAACGAGCACUAGCGCAGCUACAUCUCGGAGAGAAGCGGUUCACGCACACCGAUGACCUCAUGCUGCCCACGCUGGGAUCCCAAGAGGGCGCAUUCGAGAACGUACGCAUGUCGUAUACAGGUGAAAACGGGCAAACGAUCCGCCAACUGAUGUCGACGCACAAGCUGCGCCGCGUGGCCAUGUGCUGCCUCGCGUCGCCGCAAGGCCGCCGACAGCAUCUCGCCGUUUCACAUGAAAAAGGAAAAAUCACAGUGCUCCAACUGUCGGCCCUGCUCAAACAAGCCGACUCAUCGAAACACAAACUUACCCUGACGCGGUUAUCGUCCGCACCAAUACCAUUCACGGUACUCAGCCUGAGCGGUAACCCGUGGAAUGAGGAUCUACUCGCAGUCUGUGGCUUGAAAGAGUGCCAUGUCCUUACUUUCAACAGUGGUGGUGCGGUAGCUGACCAUCUAGUUCUGAACACCGGUUUGGACGCUAAUAACUAUAUUAUCAAAGCAAUAUGGUUACCGGGCUCACAGACGCAGCUCGCGCUUGUCACAUCCGACUUUGUCAAGAUUUUCGACCUCAGUAAAGACUUAAAUAAUCCAAUGCACCAUUUCCUCGUACCCAGUGGGAAGGUACGUGACGUAACUUUUGUGAAUCAAGAUGAAGUGAUGCAUAUGCUAUGUAUGAGUUCAGCCGGUCACAUCUACUGGCAGCCGAUGAGCGAAGAAUCUCGCGCCACACUCGGAACCUUCUACGUCACCAAUACACUUGAAGUGUUGCACCCUGAGAUUCAGGAUGUUGCCGGUUUAGUCGGUGGUGGCGGUGUGUCUAUUUACUAUUCACACACACUGAAGAUGUUGUUCUUUUCGUACGCUCAAGGCAAGAGUUUCCUCGCUCCACUCAGCACUGUCGAAGAUUGUGUUCAAGGCACCGCAAUGAUAACGCUGUCGUCAACGGCGACGCAGAAGGAGGGCGGGCGCGGCGGCGGCAAGCAGGGCGGCGUGCAGUCGCUGUGUCAGUGGGCGGAGGUGGUCGGACACCCCGGCCUCGUCACCGCCGUCAUGCAGGCCUCCAACAACCCCGUCGUGCUCAUGCUCACACCCACCAACAUAUACGUACAGGAGAUCAAGGUGGUGCCUGCAAAGGCGAAGAUAACAGACAUGGUGGCGGUGCGACACUGGUGCGGCGGCGGCGGCGAGCAGAAGAGCACGCUGAUCCUGCUGUGCGAGGACGGCAGCCUGCGCAUGUACGCGGCCGGUGGAGACCGCACCGGCUACUGGCUCGCGCCCGCCAUCCAGCCCACGCAUCCACGACGACGCGCGCGCGCACUCGCCGCGCACGCCAAGGGCAAGGCUCAGCAGGCGGCAACGAAAUCCAAUGCGAACGGAGCACCGCAGUUCCCGAUCGACUUCUUUGAGCACUGCGUCGCCAUGUCGGACAUCGAAUUUGGAGGAAACGAUCUGUUGCAAGUAUACAAUACUGCCCAGAUUAAACAUCGCCUUAACACGACCGGUUUAUACGUCGUAUCAAACAAGAUGAGCGGGUUCUCAAUGGAGGUUAUAAACUCGGAUCCCAACAUGGUGGUUUGCGGCAUAAGAGUGCUCCUCGGCAGCCAAGACGUAGCAAGAACCCCGUCAUAUGUUGAAGUGUAUGAUAGAGUCAUACAGACCGCAGUAGUCCGUAACCGUUGGUUCGACAUUCCUUUGACACGUGAAGAGUCCCUGCAAUCGGAUAAAAAGUUGAUCAUUAAUUUUGGAUCAUCACAAGACCCCGACGGAGUUACUAUGGUAGACUCUGUAAAGGUGUAUGGUAAGAACAAGGAACAGUUCGGAUGGCCAGAGGAAAAUGAAGAUCCAUCAGCAUGUCCAUCAACCAGUAAAGUGGCACAAGAGUCGGACGGUGCGAACGGUGCGUGGAAGCCCAGCUCGCUGGAACGGCUGGCGUGUGCGGCGCUGGAGGCGCUGGAACUGAGCGCGAGCGCGGAGCCGGCGGUGGGGGUCACGGGCGGCGCGGGGGGCGCGGGGGUCGCAGGGGUCGCGGAGGGCGGCGCGGAGGCUGCGCGGCGACUGCUGUGCGCCCCGGCCGGCGCACACCUACACGCUCGGGCUCAAUGCCUGCUACGUGCACUCCACCACACCAACUAUCACCAGUACAAGGACCAAGCAAUCCUUAAGUACGUUUGUACGUCGCUACAAGAGUUGCGCGAUACAGCGGAUGCACGAAACAUCGACCCCGAGUCUUACUUCCGGCUCGUGCUGCUCGCACGCGGGGUGGCGGUUGCCCGGCCACAACACCUCGUCAAGUACAGCGCCCCAACACCACAAAAGCCUGCCAAUGGCGACUGGUCAGUGCUGUGGAAAGGCACGAGCGAGAGUGAAGGAGAGCAAACACAAGAGCAGGAGAUGGAGAAGGAGACGCACGUGUGCGCGCUGCUGACGAGCGUGCUGUGGAGGCUGGCGGCGUGCCGGAGCGCGGCGGGCGGCCCGCCCGGCGUGCUGUCGUACGGGCUGCGGCACGCCGACCACACGCUGCACGCGCUCGCUGACAUCGUGCACGCGUUCCAGCUGCACGCGGACCCGGACUGUAUUGAUUUCGGAAAUCAAAUCUAUCUGUCUCUGUUACUGGCUGAAGAUCAGAGUAUCAGUUUCGGUGCAAAGGCUGCACUAAUGAGAGUGCUACGACCUAGAGUGAAGAGGCGACGUGUCUACAUUCCAUCACCACCCAAUACGCCUGGUGCUGGUUCAUCGGUAACGACAGGACAACCGGCCAGAUCGAUCACAGAAGCGGCAGUCUCUGAAUCGGAGCUGAGCGCGAAUCGAGACGAACAACAAGACAACCAGUUCAUGGAAGUUGACGAUUCGCUCGAACCAAUGGUGCUACUUGCACCCGACGGAGGACUGGAUGCGUUGCUGGACAUCCCGCCGGACGCGGACGACGAGACGAUGGUGGAGCUGGCCAUCGCGCUGUCGCUGCAGGACCAGCCGCGCCGCACGCCGCCCGCGCCCUCCGCGCCGCCGCCGCCCGCGCCCGGCUUCAGUGACGUCACCGCCUCGCCACAGGGUUCUGACGACGAAGGCAGCACCGCCGCAACGGACGGUAGCACACUGCGCACGUCGCCCGCGGAGGCUCCCGGGUCGGCCGGCUCGGCCGGAUCGGCCGGUUCCGCUUCCGACAGCGCCGGCUCCGGCGCAGACAGUACCGGCGGGGUCUCCGGUCGCAGCAGUGCCUACGGAGAUACGGGGUCCGCUCCCUCAGCGGGGAUGAUGGCUACCUCCAAUAUCAACGAUGUGCCUGUUUUUAUAUCAGCGGGAGCCUCGACUUCGUCUCAGCCUGUGCCCUCGACGUCCCGUGCGAUCGAAGCGGAAACGGAAACACGGAAACUACACGCGUUGAGGCUGUCACUAUUGUCAGCUGCUUUAGACGCGCUGCCGUCGCUCCGCACACUGCCUGGAGUGCGAGCUAUACCAUUUGUACAGGUGGUUCUCAUGCUGGCCGGAGAUUUAGACUCGAGCGUAGAAGGUGACCGAGUAGUCCUUGAACGGCUUCUAGAACUGCUAGUAUCGGAAUUAGACAUUCAGGCCGACGAGACAGCACCAAGCGAACAGGACCGUACCGAUCGCCGCGAAUUGCAGCUGGCCAUUAUGCGUUUGGAGCUUCUAGUGUCGGAGUUAGAUAUGCAAGAGGAGACCUCGCCACCCAUACACGAGAGGACUAAUAGACGCGAGUUGCAGCUCGUUAUAAUGAGAUUGCUGAGUGUGUUGAUGGCCCGGUGGAAGACGUCCGGGUCGGGAGGGUCAGGCAGCACGGGCGGCGGGAGCGGAGCUCGGGCGGAGGUUGCGGGCGCGAGUGCGGCGCACGUGUCGCGACUGGCGGCCGCCGCGCUCGUGCGGGCCGGCGCGCCGAGACACUGCUACAAGGUGCUCUCAGCGCUGCUGCCCUACUGGAAGGAGAAAACCUCCAACACUACUACAACAAGUCCUGGUCAGCAACUAUUGAAGCCACAACCACCACUACCGCUGCCUGACAUGCAGCCGUUCUUCGUCAAAGAAUAUGUCAAAAGCCACGCUCUAGACGUGUUUGACAACUACCCACAGCUGCUUAUGGAAAUGGCGCUGCGUCUGCCGUGUCAGAUACAUAAGCAUUGUGAUCCAUCGCAUUUCGAUAUGCGCUGGCGUUCCCUACUGUGCGAGUAUAUGAUGAAUCAACAGACACCUCUCAGGAAGCAAGUCCGCAAACUGCUGUUGUUGUUAUGUGGCACUCGCGAGCGUUACCGGCAGUUGCGUGACGUGCACGCACUCGACACGCACCUGAGCGCCGCGCGGGCACUUCUCGCCACAGAUCCUGCUUACGACAAGCUCGUGCAACUCAUGGAUCACCUUAAGGCGUGCGCAGAGAUCGUAAGCGCGCGUACGGGUAACUGGCAGCACACGUGCGCGGUGGAGCGGCGCGAGGCGCUGGCGUGGCUGGUGACGGUGGCGCGGCGCGUGCACCCGCACGUGGCGCCCACCGUGCUGCAGCUGCUGCAGGCCGCGCUCUGCUCACCGCUGCACCACCACGCGCGCCAGGAGAACAAGCCCUCAGCUGACUGGUCGGAACGAGAGCGCAGUGCCGAUAGCGACGCGUUUGUGUCUGACGGGUCGAAGUUCCAAGAGCAGAGAGUACCCGCUCUCGUGCAACAGAUUCUGAAACAGGUGUCUCAGGAUGAGCUGAAAAUGUUCGUGAAAGCAUUUUUAUUGGAAACCAAUUCAACUGCUGUUCGUUGGCAAGCACAUGAUCUUCUGCUGGCCAUACAUAAAAAUUCCCCGCAAUCAGAGCAAUCAUCUCUUGUGUCAUUAAUGUGGGGCAUCUGGCCGACGUUGCCGCAGUACGGACGCAAGGCCGCGCAGUUCGUCGACCUUCUUGGAUACUUCACCUUAAAAAUACCCGAUCUCGAUACUGAGAAAUACGUUGGCAGUGCUGUAGAGUUAUUGCGCAACCAAAACUCCUUGCUUUCAUCACACGGCAAUGCUGCUCUGUACGCCGCAUUAGGAGCAUUCGUGGAACUCGACGGAUACUACCUCGAGUCGGAUCCAUGUCUCGUGUGUAACAACCCUGAAGUGCCUAUGGCCACUAUCAAAUUGCCCACCAUCAAGAUCGACUCGAAGUUCACUACAACGACCCAGAUCGUCAAGUUGGUCAACAGCCACAUGAUCAGCCGCAUCAGCUUGCGCAUUGGCGACAUCAAACGCAGCAAGAUGGUGCGCACCAUUAACUUCUACUACAACAACCGCACAGUGCAAGCUGUGCAGGAACUCAAAAACAAACCAGGAAUGUGGCACAAAGCUAAGCGCGUGCAAUUGCAAUCUGGCCAGACAGAGGUUCGUGUCGAUUUCCCUCUGCCCAUUGUCGCUUGCAACCUCAUGAUGGAGUAUGCCGACUUCUAUGAAAACCAACAAGCUACAGGUGAAUCAUUGCAAUGUCCUCGAUGCUCUCAGUCGGUGCCCGCAAACCCUGGUGUUUGUGCGAACUGCGGCGAAAAUGUUUUCCAGUGUCACAAGUGUCGUGCGAUAAACUACGACGAGAAAGAUCCGUUCCUUUGCCACGCCUGCGGUUUCUGCAAGUACGCGAAGUUUGACUACACGUUAACAGCACGGCCAUGCUGCGCGGUGGAUACGAUAGAAAAUGACGAGGAACGGAAGAAGAUGGUGCAUACUAUCGGAGCGCUGCUAGAUAAGGCCGAUCGCGUCUAUCGGCAGCUAGUUGCCAACAAGCCGGUACUAGAGUCGCUCCUCCACAAAAUAAGCGAGCAUCGUCUUGAAGGUCGCAUGGGCGACGAGAACAGUAACACGUCCAAUUCAUCAUUCAGCGGGGCGCAGAUCAACCGCGUCAUACAGACGCUCGCUCACAAGUACUGCGUUGAUAGUAAGGGACACUUCGAGGACCUCUCCAAGAUCAUUCAGAAGGUGUUGGCCUGCAGGAAAGAGCUUGUGUCCUAUGACAGGUCACAAAGUGAACAACUGAAAGGAGAAGAAACAUUACCAGUUUACGCUGGUCUCGUGCAGAAUUAUGAUGGAGACUUUAAUAAAGAGUCGAGCGGGCCCAGCGCCUGCUUCGGGUGCUCGCUGGCGUGCGCGGAGCACUGCCUCACGCUGCUGCGCGCGCUGGCGUCCGAGCCCGAGCACCGCGCACGGCUGUGCCGCUUCGGGCUCGUGCAGGAACUCGUGCAGCACAACCUGCACCGCGGCACGCCACAGUGUCAAUUAGAGGUGCGGGCACUAAUCUGCCUCGUAACACGUGACAACCUACCGGCAACUGAACAACUCUGCACCCUUUUAUCUCAGCGGAUUACGCUCUCACUGAUGGGACAUGCAGCAUCGCAGGAUCACAACAACUCGGUUCGCCCGUUGGUCCUAUUGUUGGGAUCGUUGGUGAAAGUCCAAGAUUCAGUGGAGUGUUGGGAGGCGAGGUUGCGCUGUAUUGUCAAACUUUGGGUGUGGUGUUGCCCUCAACUAACGGAAGUUGCUGGCAUACCACCAGCUGCUAACACCAUUCUAAAAGCCGAAGCUUUGGCGGGAAUACCAGGAAUCAACACCUCAUCACCUAACUCACACCAAUUUGCGCUGCAACAAGUAGCGCUCCCAUGCCUCCGUUAUAUGCAACAGUUGAUGGCGCCACUCGCAACCACUGUUUCUACAACAUCGGCGGACACGGAACCCGCUAAGGACGCUAAAGAAACGGCACCAGCUUCUACGGCUGGCACCGGCAACGCGGCGUCGUCUCCGCUGGGCACAGUGGUGGUGGACCUGGCAGCGUGGCUGGCGGGCCGCGUGCCGCACUCGCGCUGGCGGCGGCUGGCGCCCGACAGACUCGAAUCGCCGACGAACGACACCGAACCGCCGCCGCCGCCGCGCGAUAUACACCUCGCGCACAAGUACCUCACCAGGUGGCGCGAGAAGACUUUACUGUCACACGGCAUGCGACCGCUGUGCCUGGAGGACGGCGGGUGGCUGCGGCCCGUCAUGUUCGACCCGAGCUCGCGUAUCGCACGCGACACCGCUUGUCAGAUGAUCAAAUCUCUGUGCGACUCCUACGAGAGAACCAAAGCCGUAUUAAUAUUGCUAACAAGUUUCUUGCCCGAGGUUGGAGCAGCAGGCGAAGCCAGUGAACAAUUUUUGCAACUUUAUCAAAGUCUGGCAUCGGAGGCGCCAUGGAAACAGUUCCUGGCAUUACGUGGCGUUCUGCAACAAAUAGCUGAUUUGAUGACAAAGGAGAUCGAACAACUGCAUCGUUUGGAAGAAACUACUCUCACUUCCGAUCUCGCUCAAGGGUACGCCCUGAAACGGCUGACGGAGCUGUUGGCGAUGUUCAUGGAGGAAGGCGGUGCUCGGCGCACGUACAAGACGCGGCUGGUGGGCGCCGUACUGGGCGGAUACCUAGCGCUGCGGCGCCUCGUGGUGCAGCGCACGCGCCUCACGGACGACACCCAGGAGAAACUACUCGAGCUGCUCGAGGAGAUGACCACUGGCACAGAAGCAGAAACGGCAGAAUUUAUGGCCGUGUGUAUCGAGACGGUACAAAAGUAUCCAUUACACGAUUACCGAACACCCGUGUUCAUAUUUGAGCGGCUGUGCUCAAUUAUAUAUCCGGAAGAGAAUGACGUCGGCGAGUUCUUCCUCACGCUCGAGAAAGAUCCACAACAGGAAGACUUUUUACAAGGUCGAAUGUUAGGCAACCCUUACUCGUCCCUGGAGCCGGGUAUAGGCCCACUGAUGCGCGAUGUAAAGAACAAGAUCUGUACCGAUUGCGAAUUGGUCGCCCUGCUCGAAGACGACAACGGCAUGGAAUUGCUGGUCUGUAACAAGAUCAUGUCGCUAGACCUGCCCGUUAAGGAAGUGUACAAGAAGGUGUGGUGUACAUCUGGCGAGGGUGUAGAUGCAAUGCGCGUAGUGUACCGCAUGAGAGGUCUACUUGGUGAUGCUACUGAAGAAUUUGUGGAGACACUGAGCCAGACUAACGCAGAAGCCGUCGAUGAUGAGCAAGUGUAUCGUAUGGCGAAUGUGCUCGCAGAUUGCGGCGGACUGGAGGCGAUGCUGCAGCGACUGGCGGCGAUCCAGCGCGUGGGCGCUGCACGCGCGCUGUGCUCGACGCUGCUGCGGCUGCUGGCGCUGUGCGCGCGCGUGCGGCGCUGCGUGAACGUGCUCACGCGGGCCACCACGCGCGCGCUGCCCGUGCUGCUGCACGCGCUACACCUCGCAGCGCUCGAGGAGCGCGACAUGCCGCGCGCCCACCUCGUCUACCAGCUACUAGAGAUAAUGGAACGUAUACUAACGGUCGCCGCAAGCGAGAGCCUCGAAUCGUUCCUACAAUUUUCUCUAACUUUUGGUGGGCCAGAAUACGUUCAAGCUCUGCUCAACUGCACCGAAUGUCCAGGUAUUCGCAACAACUCAGUCGCGCUGGGUCACCUGACCCGAGUACUAGCCGCUCUAGUGUACGGCAAUGAUCUCAAGAUGGCGAUGCUCGUAGACCACUUCAAACCAGUAUUAGAUUUCGACCGUCUCGACUCAGAGCAAUGGACCGAAGAAGAAUUCCGCAUGGAACUGUUCUGUGUACUCUGCGCCAACAUAGAGAGGAACUCGAUCGGCGGUACACUAAAGGAUUAUUUGAUAUCGUUGGGUGUGGUCCGCGAUGCGUUAGAGUACAUUAUUAAACACGCUCCAUGCGUGAAGCCGACGCUGGUGUGUACUGACUCUGACGAGCUUAAAGAGUUCAUCAGUCGGCCCGCACUUAAGUACAUACUGCGGUUCCUCACAGGACUUGCCGCCGAACACGAGCCCACGCAGAUGUUGGUGUGCGAGAAGGUGAUCCCGAUAGUGCACCGUUUGGAGCAGGUGUCAUCGGGUGAACACGUGGGCUCGCUCGCCGAGAAUUUGCUGGAGGCGCUCCGUUCACAGCCGCAGUGCGCCGCCAAGGUGCAGGAAGUGCGCGACUUCACUCGCCAGGAGAAGAAACGUCUCGCAAUGGCAGUCCGUGAGAGGCAGCUGGGAGCCUUAGGUAUGAAGAGUAACGAGCGCGGCCAGGUGACGGCGCAGUGCUCGCUGACGCAGCAGGUGGCCGACCUGGCCGAGGAAGCCGGCGCCGUCUGCUGCAUCUGUCGCGAGGGAUACAAGUAUCAGCCCACAAAGGUGCUGGGUAUCUAUACCUUCACGAAGCGCUGCCCAGUGGAUGAGUAUGAGUUGCGCGCCCGCAAGACGCUUGGCUACACCACCGUGUCGCACUACAACAUCGUGCACGUCGAGUGUCACAUGGCCGCCGUCAGGCUAGCACGCGCCAGAGACGAGUGGGAGAGCGCAGCGUUGCAGAACGCAUCUACUCGAUGCAACGGCCUAUUGCCGCUGUGGGGGCCGCACGUACCCGAGUCGGCGUUUGCUAGUUGCCUCGCUAGGCACACUACUUAUCUGCAGGAAUGUACCGGGCACCGCGACAUCGGGCACACUUGCACUGUGCACGAUCUGAAGCUGCUGCUGCUGCGUUUCGCUCGCGGCCGCUCGUUCCAUGACGACACCGGUGGCGGUGGCCCGCUCUCCAACAUGCAGCUCGUGCCUGCGCUCAUACACAUGGCGCUAUACGUCAUCAAUACGUCGCGCAUUGCGGCUCGGGAAGUGAACGCGCUGGAAGCUCAUCGCGCGUUGCCGCUGUCAAGACUGCUGGAGUCGGCGCACGACGCCGAGGGGGCGAUCUACUACCUUGUGCUCAGUCUACUGCUCUACCCGCACGACAAGUGGUUCGAAUUGCGCGCGGAAUGGAUACGGCGCGCGCUGACUACUGCGCACGCGCGCUCUCUGGCACCGGGCGGGCCCCCGCUGCGCGCGCUGACCACCGAGCAACGCACGCCCGAGCACUGGCGCGAGUACAAGCCGUACGUCAUCAUGGUCGGCAUCGUGGACCUGCUCUACACUGUUAUGUUCAAGAACGUAACGGCCACGACACCUGACCAGUGGCCGAUAAAGUUGGCAGAAUACAUCCGUCAUAACGACGAGGCGAAUGCUAGAGCUGCCGAGAAGAUCGUUACAAUACUCACAGAAGAACUACUGCCUUGUACAUCAUUCACCGAGUUCUGCGAUGCAUCUGGCUUCAUAAAAGACAUACACAGUCCCUAUAAUUUCCAUCUGGCAGUCUUAGAGGAGCUUCCUUGAGGAAGGGUUUUCGUGCCACACUGCCUCAGUUACAAUGGAUGCAUGGCUUCUUAGUACUAUCAGAUAUAUCUGUUUUAUUUUUUAUUAAUCGCUUGAAUAUACUUUUCAUAUACGUAACCCUAUUCUAACUCUAUAUUAUAUAUACGUUUGAUAUCAUAUAGGGUUCGAAUUGUUGCGUUUAAAAAUACGCCUAUAAUUGCACAUUAAUAAUAGUCACAUAUAACAAAAUUAAAUGAUAUUUAAUGAGUAACACUGUAUGCUUGUAGUCUCUUAAAAUAUUGUGUCUAUGUAUCCACUUGUAUUCAGUACAUGUAAUUUUCGAUUUCAUCAAUAAAUAGUUCA
Messenger RNA from Achroia grisella, 16266 nucleotides. It is a transcript of the gene poe, whose product is annotated as E3 ubiquitin-protein ligase UBR4. The transcript has 98 exons. NCBI's taxonomy places the organism in Eukaryota, Metazoa, Arthropoda, Insecta, Lepidoptera, Pyralidae. The record is from RefSeq and is a predicted model, not a curated record. Bases 1 to 15924 code for a protein of 5307 amino acids. Gene Ontology annotation, molecular function: protein binding; zinc ion binding.